UUCACAAUCGGACUAGUUCAUUGUUAGUCUAGUUGAACGCCUCGUUGAAACCUGGCUCUAAAACAAUGUUGUCUUGGGGGACCCUGUUGUAUGUUUUAUCAGUUUGUGCUGCUCAGAGAUAUCCCAUCACAGCGGCAUGGUUCAGUGACCAUCUCUCUCGUGAUAACUGGAAUGAAACUCUAGCUAACUUCACCAAAAAUGGUGGCGAUACAGUCCUCGUGAAAGCCCCGCAAUUCCAGUUCCGGUCGCAACACGAAAUGGAGGCAGAUCCGGAUUUUGCGUGGUGUGGCACAACGGCAACCAACACGGGACCAACGUGUUUUGCAGACGCAAAGAAGGAAAUGAACCAACUUGGAUUUAAGAUAGCAUCUUUCGCGUCUUACAAAAGUGGAGAAAAUUUCAGCGACGUCAUUGUUGCGUGUCCAGCAUUCGAAAAGAAAUUUGACCGUGCAAGGACAUAUUUUCGUCUUGUUCUUCCGACAACAGUUAGACCACAAAGCCAACCGUGUGACCUUCCAACGGGAUCCAGUGUCGUUGUUCUUUUCACGUCCUUUGCUGGCGUAGACUCCAACGAACUGCUGGUACGUACUGCAGCAGAGAGGAACAUGUCGGUGUAUUUGGGAAUCCCCGAGGCACCUGAUACAUUACCAAACCACCAGUACAUGGGGGCCUACUACGAGUGGUUUAGCAGGCUUUUGGUGGACCACCAACAAAGAUACUCUGGUAUAGUUCUCAGAAAGUCUAAAUAUAAGACAGCGUAUGAUGCCGUUACCGGGUACAAUUCAGGCGACGCGCUUCCUCUGGGCGACUGCAGUACUGUCAAAGACGCUCUCAUCCUAUACUCUACACAAGGAAACACGGUACAUCACCACGGCAAAAAGUUCUUAGUUUCUGCCUCUGUUGAUUUGAGGAAAACGGGAGGAUACAGCAUAGACGAUCAUGUCCACGGACUCAAUGCGCUCGUGAGCACUUCCGUAGCUGACGUCAUGAACAUCCAUGAAGGGAGGGGCUUUGGAAAAUCCUGUUACUAUUGGCCUACACAGAACGCUUUGCCGAUAUCACAGGUCGACAAGACACUUGAUGAAGUGCUGCAUUACCAGAAUCCCCAACUGAAACCUAAUGUCACUUUUGAUGAUUUCUUCUUCGGUAGUAUACAACAGCUAAUGGAAUCUUUGUUUAUUGCAAGAGAAGGCCUCCAGAAGAACGGCAGUUCUUUUGAUAUGUGGUUGAACAUUGAAGCCUUCGAGUUCCUCCAAGAUAACCCUUGCCUACCAACAUCCGGUACUGGAAUUUCGAUCACAAUGGACAGGGUCACAAAGGGUAGACUGGACAUGGCUUUGUCCGCAGGAGCUGUGUUUGUCCAGAAGGUGUCGGUGUCUGCUUGGAAUCCUGACUUCACUUGUAUACCGAAGAACUCAAGCUCAACACUGGCACAACAGGUGUACAAUGAUGCUGGUCGGCCCAUCAUCGCCAACUGUUCCUUCCACAGCCAGUACAAUCGUUCCGUGGUGGUCAUAGGCUUCAACUUACUGGGAGAAACACAAGGAUUCACGGUGACUUGGUCUGACAUUGGGCAUACGCGUCAUAAUAGUGACGUCAACGGUUACUAUUUUGAGGCUGACUUUGGCAGUGAGCACCACCUGGUGCCCUCUCUAAUCUACACACAGCUGUACGACCCUUACAACAGCAUGCAGCUCAACCCAAAAGGCACCGUAAGAGUCAAGGCCAGAGGGGCUAACCGAGCAUGCGUAUUCACGUAUGACUAUACCAAAGUCGAUAACGAAACAGGGGACAAAUAAAUAUGUUGAAAGUUGCAACUAGAAUUUUGUUUCUGUGAACAAAA
Molecule: messenger RNA, 1843 nt
Organism: Mizuhopecten yessoensis (Yesso scallop)
Lineage: Eukaryota; Metazoa; Mollusca; Bivalvia; Pectinida; Pectinidae
Exons: 4
Coding region: 66-1799 (577 amino acids)
Source: RefSeq, a predicted model, not a curated record